Messenger RNA from Eucalyptus grandis, 1648 nucleotides. RefSeq names its product cysteine synthase-like. The record is from RefSeq and is a predicted model, not a curated record. Gene Ontology annotation, molecular function: cysteine synthase activity. NCBI's taxonomy places the organism in Eukaryota, Viridiplantae, Streptophyta, Magnoliopsida, Myrtales, Myrtaceae. Gene Ontology annotation, cellular component: cytoplasm. Bases 295 to 1266 code for a protein of 323 amino acids. The transcript has 11 exons.
GGGAACCACUCCCCACAAGCCAUUUACAGGCAAGUGAGGGGUAGUAUGGGAUAAAGGUUGACGUCCUUUUUCUUUAACUGGACAAGCAAGUUUUAGUUUGUCUUCUCGAACUCUACGACCUUUGCGUGCUCCAGUUUCCUCCUCCUCGUCACUGUCUGCCUUAUCUUCCUUAUUGGGUUCAAUCCAGUCUCCUCUAUUUAAACUCGCAUUGCUCGAAUAGCUUUCCUCUGCAGACCGAUUGGCGAGGCAUACUGCGUUUUCUGAUAAGUAGUCUGAUUGUUACGAAAACACGACAUGGAGGGACAGUGUGCUAUCAAGAGAGACGUCACCGAGUUAAUAGGCAAUACUCCAAUGGUUUAUCUCAAUAAUGUUGUAGAAGGCUGUGUUGCUCGCAUUGCUGCGAAGCUUGAGAAUAUGGAGCCUUGUUCUAGCGUUAAAGAUAGGAUCGCACUUAGCAUGAUCCAAGAUGCUGAGGAAAAAGGCCUGAUAACUCCAGGAAAGACCGUCCUUAUCGAAGUCACCAGCGGUAACACCGGCAUUGGUUUGGCUUUUAUUGCUGCCCUUAAGGGCUACAAGCUAAUCCUUGUCAUGCCAGCUUCAUAUAGUAUUGAGAGAAGAAUUCUAAUGCGAGCUUUUGGAGCUGAGGUAUAUAUCACAGAUCCGGCCAAGGGAUUAGAUGGGGUCCUUCAAAAGGCUGAGGAGAUCCAGAACAGGACACUGAAUAGUCACUUCUUCCGACAGUUUGAGAAUCCUGCAAAUCCAAAGAUUCAUUAUGAAACUACUGGCCCAGAAAUAUGGAAGGACUCGGGAGGAAAGGUGGAUGCCUUCGUUUCAGGAAUAGGGACGGGAGGCACAGUAACUGGCGUGGGCAAAUUCCUCAAGGAAAGAAACCCAGAAAUCAAGGUGUAUGGCGUCGAGCCAGUUGAAAGUGCAGUCCUGAAUGGUGGAAAUCCAGGCAAGCACUUGAUACAAGGAAUUGGUGCUGGUUUCAUCCCACCAGUUUUGGACGUCGGCUUGCUUGACGAAGUCCUCCAAAUAUCAAGUGAGGAAGCUAUUGAGACUGCUAAGCUUCUUGCCCUGAAAGAGGGUCUACUGGUAGGGAUCUCUUCAGGGGCUGCAGCUGCAGCUGCAAUAAAGUUGGGAAUGCGGCCAGAAUUUGCAGGAAAACUGAUCGUUGUUGUUUUCCCUAGUUUCGGAGAGCGUUAUCUUUCGACCGCCCUUUUCGAUUCAAUCAGGGAUGAGGCUCAAAACAUGACUUUUGAUUAGAGUGACAACUGCCACAACUCGGUCCAAAGUUAGUGUGGAAAUAAACAGGUCGCCUAUUCAUGGAGAUCUCAACUUGUCUACUAAAAUGUCAACUACUGGUUUUCACAUGUCGAUGCUGUUCUGAGCACAUUACGACGACUCCGACUCACUCCCAGGAAUGACUUGCUUUUGUUUGAAAUUCAGCAUGUUAAGAUGUUUGCUGGAACUUAUUUGUCAAUGAUACACUAUAUGAUCUUUUCCUCUCUCUUGCAGUCCAAGGGACUUUAGCAUCUGAAUAAAAUGUCUGUAAUUUCCUACGUACGUUGUUUGAUUCCAUGCUUCGGUCCUGUUCUAUUUUCGAAUUUUCAAUGCUGUGAUACCAGAAGAACUCCUACAGAUGAAA